Herpailurus yagouaroundi (jaguarundi) is the source of this 3557-nucleotide messenger RNA. RefSeq names its product secreted frizzled related protein 4 (gene SFRP4). The coding region runs from base 110 to 1150 and encodes 346 amino acids. The record is from RefSeq and is a predicted model, not a curated record. The transcript is spliced from 6 exons. NCBI's taxonomy places the organism in Eukaryota, Metazoa, Chordata, Mammalia, Carnivora, Felidae. Gene Ontology annotation, molecular function: Wnt-protein binding. Gene Ontology annotation, cellular component: cytoplasm. Gene Ontology annotation, biological process: non-canonical Wnt signaling pathway; canonical Wnt signaling pathway.
GGUGCCCCGCGGGGCUUCCUCCCCGGGGAAGGGAGAGCGAGAGCCUAGGGGGGCAGGGAGCCGAGGGCCCCUUCUGCCUGUCGGGGCGGCGGCGCGCUAGGGCAGUGCCAUGCUGCUCUCCGUCCUGGCGGCGUUGUGCCUGGGGCUGCGCCUGGCGCUGGGCGUGCGCGGCGCGCCCUGCGAGCCGGUGCGCAUCCCCAUGUGCCGGCACAUGCCCUGGAACAUCACGCGGAUGCCCAACCACCUGCACCACAGCACGCAGGAGAACGCCAUCCUGGCCAUCGAGCAGUACGAGGAGCUGGUGGACGUGAACUGCAGCGCGGUGCUGCGCUUCUUCCUCUGCGCCAUGUACGCGCCCAUCUGCACGCUGGAGUUCCUGCACGACCCCAUCAAGCCGUGCAAGUCGGUGUGCCAGCGCGCGCGCGACGACUGCGAGCCCCUCAUGAAGAUGUACAACCACAGCUGGCCCGAGAGCCUGGCCUGCGAAGAGCUGCCGGUCUACGACCGCGGCGUGUGCAUCUCGCCGGAGGCCAUCGUCACCGACCUCCCCGAGGACGUUAAGUGGAUAGACAUCACGCCAGACAUGAUGGUACAGGAGAGGCCUCUUGAUGUUGACUGUAAACGCCUAAGCCCUGACCGCUGCAAGUGCAAAAAGGUGAAGCCGACUCUGGCGACAUAUCUGAGCAAAAACUACAGCUACGUCAUUCACGCCAAAAUAAAAGCUGUGCAGAGAAGCGGCUGUAAUGAAGUAACGACCGUGGUGGACGUGAAAGAGAUCUUCAAGUCCUCAUCACCCAUCCCUCGGACGCAGGUCCCGCUCAUUACCAAUUCUUCCUGCCAGUGCCCCCACAUCCUGCCCCAUCAAGACGUGCUCAUCAUGUGUUACGAGUGGCGCUCCAGGAUGAUGCUUCUUGAAAACUGUUUAGUUGAAAAAUGGAGAGACCAACUUAGUAAAAGAUCCAUACAGUGGGAAGAGAGGCUCCAGGAGCAGCGGAGGACAGUUCAGGACAAGAAGCGAACGGCUGGGCGUACCAGUCGUAGCAACGCCCAGAAACCAAAGGGAAAGCCGCCCUCUCCCAAACCGGCCAGCCCCAAGAAGACCGUCAAAGCUAGGAGUGCCCAGAAGAGAACAAACCCGAAAAAAGUGUGAGCCACCUGCUUUCCAGAAUGGAGACUGCCUCUCAGGAUGAGGCCAGGCACCCCCCAGCCAGCCUGGGGGGGGGCGAGGUGCCCCUCUCCUCGCCUUAACGACUGCAGUCCUCCCCAUAGACACAUCGUACAGCAGUUUUCUUAGUGAUACGCUUCAAUUUUUUCUUUUUAAGCCACCACAAAACCCUAGUGGUAGGUAUGUCCUUUGGUAUGGAAGGUAUAUGAAAGCUGAGAGCUGGUGGACAAAGCUUCUAGCGGCAUUCAGAGUAGCCUUCAUGGUGCGUGGUCUGUGAGAUCUCUGGGUGGGGAAAGGGUGCUUUGGUCCUUACCAUUUGACCUAAUAUGUGCAUUGUAAAAUGAAUGCCAUAUUACAAACAAACCCCCCCAUUUUUUUUUUUUUUUACAAUAUGUUGUAUUUCAGCUUGACUUCUGUUGUUAGAAUGUUCGUCAUGUUUCAGAAUGUGAUUGAAAAUGCAAUGAUUCUAAGGAGGGAAGCAAGAGGAAUGAAGAAUGAAUGUCUUAAAAGAUCUUUCUAUGUUUACUGUUUGCACAAGAAUUUCUGUGAUGAAAGGGAAUUUUCGAACAAUCUAGAAAAGUAGGAUAUGGAAAACUGUAAUGUUUGUUUUUGGUUUUGUUUCUGUUUUUUUUACAAAGAAGCCUUUCACCUAGAGUUUUUAGCUAGACACACUCUAGAAACUAAAAUAAUAAUGAUGAUAACUAAAUAAAUAAAAGGGAAAGGCAGACAUACCACAUCCGGAUCCUUAUUUUCUGGUUACCACGCCGUUGGGUGGAAAGGCUCUGAAUUUACAUUCCUUUACGCUUCUCGUUAGUAACCAUUACAUGGCACCAGAAACAGAGUGUGUUUCUCCUCUGAUGCUUUAUAUGCCAAUGACUCCACCCCCAAGAAUUUCACACGGGUGUAUGUGAUGCUCAUGUCAUUUCCCAGGAUGCCCUAGGCAUCUUGAUGCCAAGCCUGAAAGAAUUUUCUCUCUGCUGGUAGCUGGUGCUUACAGAGGUGCUGUGGGCCCAGUGUGGGAGGGCCAGGCCUCCAAAGCCCCUGGUUCUCAGCCACCGCCCCACACCAGCUCUGCCCCUGGAAAGGCAACUACGUUCACUCUUCCAUUCAAGGAUGUAGAGGAACGACCUGAAAGCUUACAUAGAAAAUCUCCUUUAGGUUUACCAUUGCCCCUGCUUCUCAGAGAAGGAGUAAGUGACAUGUUGCACUCACACAAGAUCAUCAGACACAUGAUCUAAUCUCACCUCUGUAAGCCACUGGGACGCAGAAAUGAGGUGUGUGGGUAAGCCAGGGGAGAGUGGAGAAACGGGGCUAGUAAGAAUGCCGGCAUGGGCUCCCCUCUCGUCCUAAAAGUGUAACAGGACGCCUGUGUCACCACCACCCCAGGGCAGCAGAGUUAAAGGAAUCCAGUAGAUGGACUGACACAAGGGUACCAAGAAACACUCGGUGUAUGUUUCUGCUAUAUGAAAGGCCAAACUUCCUUGGCCCUUAAGGACUGCCAGAUACGUGUUUAGCAGAGCAUCCAAAGAAAGGCCAUUAAACGGCCCUGGCAGCCUAGCUUACCUCCUUAGCAUUGUAGGGCUUCUUCGGGGAAGGGAAUCAGAAAUGGAACUCUUCGUGGGAAUGGAGAAACAAACACAUAUGAAAAAACAAAAGUAAACACUAUUUUCAGUGCAAUACUGAAUACAAAUAAGAGUUUGGAGAUGACUACAUACUCAAGCACUGUUUACUGAAAAUAUUUAACUGAAAUCAUAUACUGAAUAUUACACAAAACUUGCUACUUCGUUAGGAACAACGAUAUAUUAUACGAUACUUAACUGUGCACAUUUAUACAUCAUACGAUAUGUAAUCGGGUGUGUGUAUCAGUUUGAUUAAUAAAUAAAAGAGUUAAGCAGGCCUCCAGUUAUUAUGAAAAAGUAAAAAACAUCAGCCCACACUAAGAGUAAUAUAACAAGUGUGGUAGUGGUCUUUGGUGAGGAUCAGAGAUUUAUUUUUCUCCCUUAAAUAUUUUCUCCAUCCAAAUACAUGUGAGAGGAAGUAAAUAUUAAUAUGUGGAGAGGAAAGCUGAGGUAUUGAAAUGAUAAUUAUUUGAAGGUUGGAUUGCUUAUGUGAGGAAAAAACAUUUUUGCAAUAUUUUGAUCAACAAAUUUCAUAAUUAAGGACAAUGGGAGGCAUUUACUUUUUCAAUAAUUUUGUUGGUCUUUCAAUAAUACAGUAAACAUGUAUUUUCUAGAAAGUAUUUAAUAUGUGCAUAAAAUACAAGUAGUGGAAUUAUAAUCCUACCUAAUCCUAUCAUCACUAUGCAGAGGUAAUUGCUGUUAGUAUUUUGGUGUACAAUUGUCCAGGUGUUUCUUACGCAUUUAUAUAAUGAUUUGAGUAAAAAAAAAAAAAA